AUGGCGUUCGGUGGCUCCGUUGGCGUUGUGAUUGCCUUUUCGGAUACAUUGCUGUCGCUUCUUAGUUUGCUCAGUUAUUUUGAGUUGGAUUGGGUGAUUUCAAAUUUGAAUCAUGGUUGGUUUUAUGAUAGGAAUCCAAAUCCCCUAGUACGGGAAGGUUUGCGAAUUCUGUGGUUUGGUUAUGCCCGCGGCUUGUCCAUCUAUGAAUUUAUAGUACUUAAGUCUGUUCCUUGCAGAAUUGGUGGACCAUGGCUAGGGGAAAGGAAAGAUAAAGGGCAACUUGAAUUCUAUUGUAGAGAUUAUAUGAACCGGUGUGGGUUCGAUUGCCUUUGCUAUUGUCGGAAUGCUGGGGAAGAGAAUGCUUUUGGAGCGUGCAUUACAACUGGAUCAUGUUAUGGGAAGAUGUGUUUGGAUCAUGGAGUCAAUGAAGUGUCAGAUGAUGUUCUUUUUUCCUAUGAUUCAAGUGUGAUCCAUUGGAGAGGAAUCUGUCAGUCUACAGUAAAGAUCAUGUGGACUGUUGUUGUGUCUAUCCUUUUCUGUAUGGCAAGGUAUGCUUUUGGAAUUGGAGUAGCUGAUGUAGAUUCAACCUUCAAGCAUCUUGAUUCUUACUAUGAAAACCAGUUGGUGUUCCCCGUCCUAGAAGAGGACAUAAAAGUUUGGCUGGAUUGGCUGUUUGCUUGUGGUGUGGCUGUUCUCUAUUUAGGUGGUUUGCAGCUUGAGGUUCUACAAUUAGGAUUUAUUUCUGCAUUCAUUCUAUCGAAUGUACCAGAAGCAUCAGGUGCUAGAACAGGUAGAUUUGAAGUGUGGGCUGAGAUUAAGGACAGAGCAUGGCUUUGCCAAUGCUAUUUUUACUCGUCUUAG
Messenger RNA from Ilex paraguariensis (yerba mate), 861 nucleotides. The record is from the annotation of a GenBank genome assembly. NCBI's taxonomy places the organism in Eukaryota, Viridiplantae, Streptophyta, Magnoliopsida, Aquifoliales, Aquifoliaceae.